Ilex paraguariensis (yerba mate) is the source of this 654-nucleotide messenger RNA. The record is from the annotation of a GenBank genome assembly. NCBI's taxonomy places the organism in Eukaryota, Viridiplantae, Streptophyta, Magnoliopsida, Aquifoliales, Aquifoliaceae.
AUGCAAAGAGCUUUUGAGAUAUACGCCUACUGUGCUAUGUCGCCGAAUUACUUAGCAAAUCAUUUCUUCUUCACUGGUCAACAUUUUCUAGUAGAGCAACUAACUGAAAUUGCACUUGCUGUGACUAUUCAUGGGCCAACAAAGUCACAUUCCUACUACAAUUUAGCACGAUCGUACCAUAGCAAGGGGGACUAUGAAAAAGCUUCGCAUCUGUUUUGGAGGUGUACCCUGAUAACUGUGAGACAAUUAAAGGUUCUUGGGUACAUUUGUGUUCGGCUAGGGCACACUAAGAAUGCCCAGGAGUUCUUAAAGAAAGCUACAAAGAAUGAUCCACGUGAUGCCCAGGCAUUUCUGGAUCUUGGGAAGCUUUUAAUUUCAACUGAUGCAGGAGAUGCGUUAGAUGCUUUUAAAACUGCACGUAAUCUACUGAAAAAGGAUGACGAAGAAGUACCAACAGAACUGUUCAACAAUAUUGGAGUUCUUCAUUUUGAAAGAGGAGAGUUUCAGCUUGCUAAACAAACGUUCAUGAAAAUACUAGGUGAUGGCAUAUGGGUUAAGUUCAUUGGUAGUGACGCUCCACGGGAUCCAAAUGUUGAAGCAGGUUCAAAUCCCAGGGAAGAAGCCCAGUCAAUCCUAUUAACAAACUGCAUUUAG